CCUACCAAGAAGACCAAGACCAGGAAGCUCCGAGGGCACGUCAGCCACGGACAUGGUCGUAUCGGUGAGUUGAACAUGGUCAACAUUGAGGAUACUUGUGGGUAGUAAGGGUGGCUAUUGCAAAACGUGUGAAAACUGUUUCUCUUCCUAGGAAAGCACAGGAAGCAUCCUGGAGGUCGUGGUAAUGCUGGUGGCAUGCAUCACCACAGAAUUAACUUCGACAAAUAGUGAGUAGAGUACUUUACCAUGUCUGUUUUAGUGCAACACUAUUUAGCAUAUUCAUUGUGAACCUUAGUGUAGGUGUACACUGCAUUGUUUGGUGGCUUGAGUAGUAAGAACACAUUAUCAAUGUUGUGUUUUAAGAGGAAGUGAUCCUCUGCAUAGUGAGUGAUGCUGUCACAGAGACUCAGAGUCUCAUCUUGACAAACACUGUUGUCUUGGUGUGCUAGAGUUCUCUAAAAGUGAAGACUGGUCCUAUUCACCGACUGGCCCCUCUUAGGCCAGUCACCCACAUGGGCAGUUACAAGUAUUGACAUUUUUGCCAACACAUUUGUUAGUCCUAUACAAUGUUUUUUGCUACAAAACUGAAGGCUGUGGGAUGAAAUCAUUACUCAUCACAUUCAUUUUGUGCAACAGGUUGUCUUGUAUUUAGCAACUUCACAGCAUGACAACUAUCUGAGGACAUACAAAGUCCUGUACUUGUAGUGCAGCAAUGGAUUUUUUUUUUGCUGAUUGGUUUUGCUUUCCCACCACUUCAUGUCAUCUAUUGAUUACUUUGUCAUGACGGUGUUUAAGACUGCGCUUCAACUUUAUCACCAGUAACAGUUGGUGUAACAAUGUGCUUGAUGUGUCCUGUCUGGUGUCCUCUGUGCUUCCACAGCCACCCCGGGUACUUUGGUAAGGUGGGCAUGCGACACUACCAUCUCAAGAGGAACACAGUGCACUGCCCCACUGUCAACCUGGACAAACUGUGGACGCUGGUGAGCGAGCAGACCAGACUGAACUACGCCAAGAAGCCCGAAGGCCCUGCACCCAUCAUUGAUGCCGUGCGUGCUGUAAGUAUCUUCCCCAGAGCACCAUAUGUCUGGUCCCAGAUGAAGGUGCUGGUUCAUACAUCAACUAUUCUCCCUUUAACUGUAAUGGUUUUUGAAGGUAGAUUCUGUUUCAUUUGAGGAACAGUUUAACUUGCUUCCAGGUAUGGCAAUGGAGAAAAUAAAAAAAACUUUUAGAUUAUGACCAGCCUACUCUACAGGCCUUUUCUUUAGCCCAGUUCUAACACAUCUGAUUCAGGUAAUCAUUCCCCUGGUUAGUGGCUUGUCAAUAACUUUGUGUUCAGGAGGCCACACUGAGUGAUGCUGUCAGAGACUCAGAGUCUCAUCUUGACAAACACCGUUGUCUUGGUGUGCUAGAGUUCUCUAAGAGUGAAGACUGGUCCUAUUCACCGGCUGACCCUGUCAUAGGUCAAUCGGCCACAUGGGCAGUUACACGUGUUAAACAUUGUUGCCAGCACUGUUCUAGAGCCAUGUUUGAGCAGGAGCUCUUGGCCUUUACUCUCUGUCAUGCCCAAAGUUAGAGAAAUAAUUAUGCAUGUCGAACUUCCUUGUGUACUAGCUGGCUGUUCAAACUAAACUGAUGUAAAGUCCCUAAUAAGAGGCUUGCGCAAAUGACAGCCUGCUGCGAUUGUUGCGUAAUAUUGGCUUCUUGACCACUAGCUCCAGGGUGUCAAUGGUUUUGACUUUUAAAAAUCAAGUUUGUUGUAGCCAUGCUGGCCUCUAUGGCGCUGAAUGGCAUAGUUGUGAAAUGAGAUGUUACUGCAGUAGCUGUUGUGCUGUGAUGGUUUAUCACGUGGAUAUAGAUGGUAGCUAGUAGUUUGAGAUGGCCAUGCAUGUAUUCAAGGUCUGAGGUCUGUAUACUUGUGUAACUGGAUCUGCUGCCUAUCGUUUUGGAAUUAUUCAUUUUGCAGAUGCAACUUCCGUGAGUGAAAUACAUGGCAUGUAGGGCCGUGUAGUUAAUAGGACUGACUUUGUGGGAAGGUGGGCAACUUGAUGAGAUGUCCUUUUUGUGUAGGUGUGUUAACAAAUGUUGGUUCUGUCUCCACAGGGCUACUUCAAAGUGCUGGGCAAAGGGAAGCUGCCCAAGCAGCCCGUGAUUGUCAAGGCAAAGUUCUUCAGCCGACGGGCAGAGGAGAAGAUCAAGGCAGUGGGAGGAGCCUGCGUGCUAAUGGCAUAA
Coregonus sp. 'balchen' is the source of this 2229-nucleotide messenger RNA. NCBI's taxonomy places the organism in Eukaryota, Metazoa, Chordata, Actinopteri, Salmoniformes, Salmonidae. The record is from the annotation of a GenBank genome assembly.